GUGGGGACCGUCCCCUCAGCCGUCCCGCCCCGCCGCCGCGCUGCGCUCAUGGUGAUUGUGAAUCCCUGCGCGCGGAGUGGGGCAGCAGUAGCAGCACGAGCCGCCGCGCCGCGAGCUGCUGGCGCCUUCCCGCCGCGCCCGCGCGGGCCGGCCGUCGGGGCGCCCAGGUGUUGGUGGCUUCAGAGUCAUUUAGGGGUUUAGUUCUGAGGAAGUAGAGACACAAGAUUGAGUCCAUUUCACAUAGAAAGCUACAGCUCUUCACCAGUACCUUCCCGUCCCUCCUCUUCCCCCGUAGGGGAGGACAAUUUGGGAAUUAUUUUAACAGUCACUUACUCCCCCUUUGCCCCCUCAGAAAUCCAUCCUGGUCCCUGAGGCAUCCACUAGACAUUGCCCGUUGCAGGACCAGGAGAACGUUACCAUCACCACCAUCCCUUGCUGGCUUUGGGAGCCUCGGUAGUACCCUUCCCUCCUUCGGAGCGCAGUGCAGAGAGGCAUCCAGAAGACUUCCUUGCCACCCUUUCUGGUUAGUAGAGGAUCCAGGAAAAGGGGUACCGAGCAAGACACGUGACCUCGUUAAGGGAGCCAGGACUGAAGCAGCACUUGGCACACUAAAGGAAGCACCCAUCUUUAGUAUCUUUCCUCCGUCUUCCUCUCCCUCCUCACCAAAUUUCUGAAGUUCCAUUGAAAGGAAACUUUGAAGGCUGCAAGACAAGUCCAAGAUGUGCAGUUCAGUUGCUCCCAGGCUGUGGUUCUUAACAGACCGUCGCAUCAGAGAAGAUUACCCUCAGCAGGAGAUCUUGAGAGCACUGAAGGCCAAGUGCUGUGAAGAGGAGCUAGAUUUCCGGGCCUUGGUGAUGGAUGAAGUGGUGCUGACCAUUGAAGAUGGAAAUCUUGGUCUCCGGGUGAAUGGGGAGCUCAUUACAGCUUACCCGCAAGUGGUGGUUGUGCGUGUACCAACACCUUGGGUCCAGAGUGACAGCGAUAUCACAGUCCUUCGCCACCUAGAGAAGAUGGGCUGUCGAUUGAUGAAUCGUCCCCAAGCCAUCCUCAACUGUGUCAACAAGUUCUGGACGUUUCAAGAACUUGCUGGUCAUGGUGUGCCUCUUCCAGACACUUUUUCAUACGGUGGUCAUGAGAAUUUUGCCAAAAUGAUUGAUGAGGCGGAAGUGCUGGAGUUCCCUAUGGUGGUGAAGAACACGCGGGGUCACCGAGGUAAAGCUGUGUUCCUGGCACGAGACAAGCACCAUUUGGCAGACCUAAGCCAUUUGAUCCGUCAUGAUGCCCCUUACUUAUUUCAAAAAUACGUUAAAGAGUCCCAUGGCAAGGAUGUACGUGUCAUCGUAGUAGGAGGCCGUGUGGUGGGCACGAUGCUCCGCUGCUCAACAGAUGGGAGGAUGCAGAGUAACUGCUCACUUGGUGGUGUAGGGAUGAUGUGCUCACUGAGCGAACAAGGCAAGCAGUUGGCAGUCCAAGUGUCAAACAUCCUGGGGAUGGACGUGUGCGGCAUUGACCUGCUGAUGAAGGACGACGGUUCAUUCUACGUCUGUGAGGCCAAUGCAAAUGUAGGUUUCAUUGCCUUUGACAAGGCUUGUAAUCUAGAUGUAGCUGGUAUCAUAGCGGACUAUGCCGCUUCGCUCCUUACCCCCGGUCGCUUGACGCGGCGCAUGUCCUUGCUCUCUGUGGUGUCCACGGCAAGCGAGACUAGCGAGCCAGAGCUGGGCCCUCCAGCUAGUGCCGCUGUCGACAAUAUGAGUGCUAGCUCCAGCUCUGUCGACAGCGACCCUGAGACCACGGAGAGAGAGUUGCUCACCAAGCUCCCGGGGGCUCUAUUCAACAUGAACCAGCUAUUAGCUAAUGAGAUCAAGCUUCUUGUGGAGUGAUGCCACAUGUAAAUAGAUGACCAACAGAACUCUCUCUUGUAAAUUUUUGUUUUUUUAAACCAACUUGCAAUGCUGUUUAUCAGACAAGCUCAGAGGAAUGAGGGGGGGUGGGGGUGUGUGUGUCAAUCAAGAGCAGAAGGCACGUGUGCUGUGAUUGCUGCCCCUACUUUUUUGCAGAACAUAAAAUUGUGUUCAUUCUUCAGCAUCAGUUUUUCUAAUGAAGAUGCUUAGUUCACAAUCUAAGUGGGUGUUUUAUUUGGAUGCUGCUUUGGUCCCCAGACGUACUGCAGUUCAUGUAUGUUCACAGGCAAGCAUUGAAGCAUGAUUCACACUUGAAGAUUUUCAGAAAGCUGUCUGGCAGCUCUCUAGAAACUUCUGUGAAUUACUGCACCAGUUAAGUCUCUUCUACCUCUGUAAGGCUUGAUCCUGUAAAUUGCCAAGUGCCUGAAAUUCUCAAUGUGAGUUGAAGGUGUUAAAUACCAGGUAUUUCAAAGUUCCUGGAGACCUACUGUUUCUACUCUUGUAGAUGGGAGCUGUAAGUUCAGGAUCCUUCUCAAGUCAUCAUUUUCUGACCUUGCAGGAUAUGGCCUUUCAAAUGAUGAGGCUGAGAGAAGUAUCAGUUGACUUAACAUGAGCUUUCUGUACAAAUCUGUAAUUUGUCCCAUCUUGGUAUUAAUUGGCAGCUUUGUGUCUGCAUUUCUUUUUAAAGCUUUUGAAGGAGGAUUUUAGUACUUUUCUCAUUUCAAAUCCUGAUUUUGGAAGGUAUGUAGGGGAAUUGGUCAUAUUCUAUUUAUGGCAGAAGUGGCACGUUUUAACUAUUUUUUGCAUGAUUGGAGGAGAUAAACAGCACUGUAAUGUUUGGUAUACAAAAUAAUGUUUAAUCCAAUGUGAAAAAGAAUUACACUAGUUUAAAGCAAACGUGCAUCGACUUGUAUUUGUUAGUGUUUUAGUCUUUUUGAGAGAGAUCUGCAAUGUUAAUGUUCCUUUUUCUUUAAUACAUCUCGUCCAACA
Molecule: messenger RNA, 2891 nt
Organism: Phalacrocorax carbo (great cormorant)
Lineage: Eukaryota; Metazoa; Chordata; Aves; Suliformes; Phalacrocoracidae
Source: RefSeq, a predicted model, not a curated record